CUUGUGGAAAAUGGCGUCCCCCUGUUCGCAGCUCGGGCGUCAAAUCUACAAAACAAGCCGAUUAUUUAACACGGCUUUAAAGGAACCAUGGCAACAAAGGUGUUUUGGACUCAGUCCUGCUUUUUGCCAAGAGUCUGCAGCUGCAGUGUCAGGAUUAGAAGGGGAAAUUGUGAUUCCAAGAAAGAAAACAUGGAGUAAAGAAGCUGUGUUGCAGGCCCUGGCAUCCACUGUCAAUAGGGACCCUACCGCCUGUCAUUACAUGUUUCAGGAUGAUUCCUACCUCACACCUAGAACAUCUGGAGAGUUUAAACUGUAUUCUUUGUCCCAGGAAUCAGGAAGAAGCGCAGCUAAGUAUUUUAUCAACACGUAUCCCAAGUACUUCCAGAAUGACUUUGCAGAACCGCAUGUUCCAUGUUUAAUGCCAGAGACUGUUGAGCUGCAAAUAGAGGAGGUGUCCGAGGCGGCUCUUGUGGAGCGCAUCAGGCUGAGGAAGGUCAAGGCAGCUGUGGACAUGUACGAUCAACUGGUUCAGGCAGGAACUGCCAUGUCACUGGAUCUGACCAAUGACCUAUUAGAUCUGAUUUGUCUGUACGGAGAUCGCAACCCGACACGAGAGGACUCUCCUGAGCAGGGAACUGAAGACGCGGGGGAAGAGCAAGAUGACUCAAGGCGGAAAAAGGGAAGACCACGAAGAGCCUCUGAGCUACUUAAAAUCGUAUGGAGGGAGAACAAUAAUGCACAGAGGAUCUUUAACACCAUGCCAGAACGGAACAGUAGAUCAUAUGGCGCGCUCAUCAGGGGCAUGGUGAAGUAUGGAGCUUUCUCCAAGGCUUUAGAUAUGUACACGGACCUGCUGAACAACAGACUAACUGCUGAUGUACACACCUUCAAUGCACUCAUCAUCGCCGCUGCAGAAGUUAAGGACAAAUACAGUGAUAAAUGGGACCUGAUUGUUGACCUGCUGAAGCAAAUGGCUCAACAGAAGGUGAGGCCCAACCUGCUGACAUUUAACACGGUGCUGAAGGUUCUGCGUCGGUGCGGCUCACUGGCCAGAGGGCAGGCCUUCCUCAUCCUCAAUGAGAUGAAGGCUCUCGGCAUCGCACCCACUUUGGCCACCUAUGAUCAUAUCCUUGGCAUCUUUUACAAAUCAGCCAAUUCAGCUCAGGGGCACACAGAGAUCCUACAGGAAGUGUUAAAUGAGAUGUCAGGAAAGAGCUUUACUGCUCAGGACCCAGACGAUGUGCACUUCUUCCCAAAUGCAAUGAGAGUUUGCUUGGACAAUAAAGACAUUGAACAGGCUUACAGAGUGCACAGCCUCCUAGAAGUAGGGGACAACUGGCAACUUUUGGGAGAUUCCUAUCUCCAGAGCAUCUACUACGGACGAUUCUUCAAUCUGCUGUGUAUGAUGGAGCACAUUGACGUGGUGCUGAAGUGGUAUAAAGAGUUCAUUCCCUCACUUUAUUACCCCAAUACACAAGGAAUAAAAGAUUUGCUUCAGGCGCUUGACACAGACAACAGAUUAGACCUGAUUCCUCAAAUAUGGAAAGAUAUAAAACAGAUGGGACACGACAAUAAGACUGACCUGGUGGAGCAGAUCGUUUCCCUCAUGGCCCGGGAGAAGCAGAGUGAAGAGGUUCAGCAGUCGUUUGCAGAGUGUGCUCUAGAUGUAAAGAGACUGUACACGCAGACUGACCGCGGCAAAGUCCCCCUCAACUGGUCAACAGAUUCCCUUAGGAGCAUCACGUCCAUCCUGCUGGCAGCAGACAGGUUACAGGAGGCUGGGGAAAUGUUAAACAUCUUCAAAGCCAACAACAGAAUUCCAUCUGAGGACCUGAUGAAUGACUUUUUUCGCUGUAUAAAGACGCACAAUGAUGCUCAGCAGGCUGUCGAGCUGAUCCAGAUCUCUGCCGGUUUAUGCCUGCCGAUCACACCGCAGCUCAUAGAAAGGGUGCAGCAGGAGUUUGAGCUAAGCGAUGAGCAAAAGAUGAUGUUAUCAGAUUUGGAGUCUUCCCCACAUGAGUGAGUGCUUUUAUAAAAGGCAAUGUCCUGGGUGUGUCUCAACAAUAAUAAAAUGCAACUGUAACCAAA
Molecule: messenger RNA, 2088 nt
Organism: Clarias gariepinus (North African catfish)
Lineage: Eukaryota; Metazoa; Chordata; Actinopteri; Siluriformes; Clariidae
Gene: ptcd3
Product: pentatricopeptide repeat domain 3
Exons: 24
Coding region: 11-2023 (670 amino acids)
Biological process (GO): mitochondrial translation
Cellular component (GO): mitochondrion
Molecular function (GO): ribosomal small subunit binding; protein binding; rRNA binding
Source: RefSeq, a predicted model, not a curated record